AGGGUGUGAGGCCGGCCCCACCCCCCAAAGUUUUGGAAUUCCUCCCCUGGGGAGCGAUUUCCUUCUCUCGUUACCUUCCUCCAGAGGGCGAAGAACUGUUGGUUUCUUUUGGAGAGCGAUGGAGCCGCGGAGGGGCCGAGCGCGCCGCCUGCGCCUCACCUGCCACCCCGGCUGGACCUCUUCUUGAGCACUUCUGUCGGCCGAGCUGAGCCCUGCCCUGGGGGAGCCAGUCAGGGCCAGGCGCUGCUCUUUUUCAUCCAGGACCGCGUCUCCAACUUCUGCUCCUCCUCCUCCUCCUCAGCAGUGCCACCACAGUUGCUUUGGGGUCCUCCGUCGCAGACAUCCUCCCCCCAGGCUGCCUCCCGGUUUGGAGCCAAACGAGCCCCUGGAUCGGAAGUACCCCUACAGAGGUUGUCCUGGAGCCCUGCCGCUGCACCUCUCUGAGAGAGAAGCCCGUUUCCCCCCCUUCCCCAAGUUUCCUGGAUGUGAUGGAACUCAUGUUUGCCGAGUGGGAGGACGGGGAGAGGUUUUCCUUCGAGGACUCCGACCGCUUUGAGGAAGACUCUCUUUGCUCCUUCAUCUCGGAGGCCGAGAGCCUGUGUCAGAACUGGAGAGGAUGGCGGAAGCAAUCCGCGGGACCCAACUCCCCCACUGUCAAAAUGAAAGAUGGGCUGGUGAUCCCACUGGUGGAGCUGUCUGCCAAGCAGGUGGCGUUUCACAUUCCGUUUGAGGUGGUGGAAAAAGUCUACCCUCCCGUGCCUGAACAGCUGCAGCUUCGGAUUGCCUUUUGGAGCUUCCCAGAAAACGAGGAGGACAUCAG
This is a messenger RNA of Gekko japonicus, 820 nucleotides long. Its product is annotated as zinc finger SWIM domain-containing protein 8-like. Lineage: Eukaryota; Metazoa; Chordata; Lepidosauria; Squamata; Gekkonidae. Gene Ontology annotation, cellular component: Cul2-RING ubiquitin ligase complex. The annotation marks the transcript as partial. The record is from RefSeq and is a predicted model, not a curated record. The transcript is spliced from 2 exons.